Silurus meridionalis is the source of this 2975-nucleotide messenger RNA. RefSeq names its product interleukin-17 receptor D-like. Lineage: Eukaryota; Metazoa; Chordata; Actinopteri; Siluriformes; Siluridae. The record is from RefSeq and is a predicted model, not a curated record. Gene Ontology annotation, molecular function: protein binding; interleukin-17 receptor activity. The coding region runs from base 34 to 1863 and encodes 609 amino acids. The transcript has 12 exons.
AAGGCUACCACUCCUCCAACCUUUCUCACUGACAUGCUUUCUUUUUCGACACUUGAUACUUUCUCAACGUCUAUUUCUUUUUUUAUUCUAAAAAAAAAGUCAGAAAAGAACAAGAAAUCGAAGGGAAUACAUUAUAGAAUGUGGCGAGACAGGCGGUCUCUUUUCUUGUUAACUAUUCUGUUUGCAAGAGGCCACGGGUUCCAGACAUAUUUCCAACCUCAGAACUGUACACUGCAGUGUGUUUGCCAGGGAUCCCCAGGAUGUGAGUAUUGCAGGAUCAGUAAAGGUGAUGUUGAAACUACACUUGGCUUCACCGCUGCUGGUCUCUUUGCAGGUUGUAUGCCAUGGCUGUGUCAUUCUUUUUUAGGUCUGCAAAAUCCUGAGGUGUGCAAGCACUAUGUACAUGCUCCUCAGAAUAUCACCAUUGAGUUUGUGGAAAGUCAAAACCCUAAAUAUGAGACUGUUGUUGUGUCAUGGAGACCUAGUCAAUAUGGUAUUGCUUUUUUGCGUGGUUUCCAAGUUUCACUCCAGACUUUAGGUGGCACUCAGAUCGCAUGUCAGCUCUUCCUCCUUCAGAACAAUAUGUCACUCUCUGCUGUUCAUGCUCAAAGGGUAUAUUACUCAGAUCCUUUUAGAGAUCUCUCUCUGGGUACCCAGUAUGCUGUGACUGUGAUAGCUCUUCCUGUUCCUGAGAUCUGGGAAAGAUUUUAUAAUAGCAAAUUGUUCGUCACACGCUCAUGUCCUGAGAAAAAUGGCUUGGAGAACUGCAAAACAGACUGGUAUCCCACAUAUGUUGAAGUCCACCAGGAAAACAAAGAUAUUAUUGUGACUUUUAAUUUGGCACCUGAGACUUUGGGUAUCAAUCACUAUUUUUCAUCAUGCUAUGGAGGGGGCUCACGCAGCUCUGAUAUCAUUCAACCAGACCGCAGUGUUAACAGCACUCAUCAUAUGUAUCAUUUGCUCAAUCUCCACAUGGAGAUCAACUACACCUGUGAGAUUGCAGCAGAUAUUGUGGAUGCUGUUAGGAAAACUUUCUUUGUUCAAGUACAGAACAGUGUAAAAGAGCCUUUUUCCUUAGACAAGGAGAGUAUUUCUUUAGCAGUACUGUUCUCUGUUCUACUAGCAGCAUUCUUAGCAGUCAUCGUUGCUAUUCACUUGCAAAACAAAAUGAAAAAAAAGGCAGCAAAGUGUCAUAUACCAUCAGACAUAAAUGAUGCGUAUUAUGAUGAAUAUACAGAGCAUCAUUUUAUACCAGUAUCCAACAGGACUAAUCGCCCUCGACUCCUGAUUUGCUACUCAAGCAGUGACUGUUCUGCCCAUGUAAAUGUUGUCUUACAAUUGGCAACAUUUGUGCAAAAGCAUAUGGCAACUGAGGUAUAUUUGGAUCUGUGGGAUGCCUUAAGUGUGACUGAGGAAGGAGAUUUGGGGUGGUACUGCAGGAAGAUAAAGGAGAGCGACUUUGUGCUCAUAAUCUGCUCCAAAGGUCUCAACCAGAGACUCGAUAACCAGAGAGAAGAAGAACUGGACCAAAGAACAAAUACUUCUUUAGCCAUUAUUGCCAUGAUUGGAGAAGAGAUAUUCCAUGCCAAAUCUCUAAGCCAAGACCUUUCCAAAUACAUGACUGCCAUUUUUGAGUAUUCAAAGAGGUCAGACAUUCCUACAAUGUUAAAUUUGGCCUCUCAUUAUACUUUUCCAAAGGAUUUACCCCUGCUUUUCUCCCAUCUACAUGGAGUGGCUUUGCAGAAGCCUGGAGCUUACCUACUGAUUGAAAACAUCUCAGAAAAUGGUUACUCUAAGCUCCCAGCUGGUGCAGCAUUACUACUAGCUAUUCAAGACGCACGGAUACUAAUCACUGGCUUGUAAACUCUCUGGCAUAAUAAUAUAACUUGAGAAAGGGUCAUAUGAUUUACCUGCUCCUCUCAUUGUAUCAAAGUAACACUGAUUGUCUUGUUACAAUCUAGGAAGUGCUGCACCAGUGCUGUUGCUACAUCUCAAUUGUACAUCUGCAACAUGGUUAUUAUAACUUUAUAAUUUGUUGAGGACACAGGCAAUGAGAUGCCCUUGUAGACUCAUUUUCUUAUAUUCAGGUAGUCUUUUAUCAAAUACUGUGGUUUAAGAUAGUCUCUAUUAAAAUGUCUGUGUAUUGUAGGACCAAAUUCCACUGAACGAUUAAAAUGUUUUUCACUUGCAAAGUUAUUCACUCUAAUUUAAGCAUUUGAUUCAAACAUUCCCAUGACCUUUGCAUUAAAAAAAAAAAAAAAAGAUUAUUAGAAGAUUACUCCAUGGUUCUAUUUCUUCAUUUUUUACCUUUUUUUCAAAUCUAUAUGGGUAAUUUAUAUAUAUAUUUUUUUACAUGUACAGUUUCUACUUGUCUUAUUACCACUUGCAUUGGUAAUUCCAUUCAUUUCAUUUCUCUUGUUGAAAGUUUGGCCAACUAAAAAAAAAAACCUAGUUCAUCCAUUUUGUUUAUGAGCACCAUUUACCGGUUUGUAUGGUUUUAUGGACUUAUUGAGACUUAAAAAUGGUGUUUAAUUAUGAAUGUUCCUUCAUUUUAAUUUACAUUUAAAUUAAAGCUCUAUUUAACCACAAUAUUAUAUAUUUAAGCACAAUUUUAAGUCCUUGUCUGUCCCUGAAAGUAAACUGACAAGUUUUUUAGAAAUAUUCUGAAUAUUCACUGGUCUGGAAGUGGUGAACAAACCCUUUCCCGGGCUGAGACAAGCUAGCUAGCUUCAGGGUUGGCCGACCUCUUCUCUCAGAUGUCUAGCUUUUAUUGAAAAUGUAUUUUUAUGAAUGUAUUUUUUUGUCUGUUUGUUUUAAUAACCUUUUUUUGGGACAAGGAUUCCAGUCCCGGAAACAAGCAGGUUCUAGUUCCUGUGAAAUUACACUGAAUGCACAGGAAAAAAAAAUAAAUGUGUUAAGAUUGUACUGAGAAUGUUAGUAAGUAUCUUUUGUUAAUGUUGGAUAAAUAAACUGUU